Molecule: messenger RNA, 5801 nt
Organism: Syngnathoides biaculeatus (alligator pipefish)
Lineage: Eukaryota; Metazoa; Chordata; Actinopteri; Syngnathiformes; Syngnathidae
Product: calcium-dependent secretion activator 1
Exons: 23
Coding region: 1535-4138 (867 amino acids)
Biological process (GO): synaptic vesicle exocytosis; dense core granule exocytosis; positive regulation of exocytosis
Cellular component (GO): glutamatergic synapse
Source: RefSeq, a predicted model, not a curated record
AUGCCAGUGUCUAAAGGUGGAGAAUUUAAGUUGCAGAAACUGAAACGAGGUCACAACACAUCUAUCAUGGACAUGGGACAGGAAGAAGAGAACAACCUUUCUAAAUCCGACGUGGUGCUAUCGUUUACCCUGGAGACAUUAUGGCCCCCAAGAAGAAAGCUGUGACUUUUAGCAAUGCUUCUGCAGCCAAAGGAGAAUCCCUUACCAUGGAAAGGAAGCUCAAGGUCAUAAAAAGUUCGGCGAAAGGAGAGACAUCGCUGAACAUCGGUCAAGAGCUAGGCUUCAGUCGGUCGACCGUGAUGGCAAUUAUUAUAGACAAAGUCCGUAUUUUAGCGCAUUUGAAGGGUUCCGUUCCUACGUCGGAUAGUGAUCACAAAACAACGUUCUUUGAUAUUUAUCGAGAUGGAGAGGCGACUUAUGUUAUGGAUUGAGAACCAGAUUCCUUUGAAAUAGGUAAGCACAGCCUUCCCUUCUUCUCAAUCUACCUCUCAGCAGUAAUGGUAAGUACAACAUCUUAUUUGUUUAUUUCAGCAUUUUUGUUUUUUAUACAAAGUAUUUUGACAUAAAUUAUGACUUUAAUGGUGAAAUCCGACUUGCAACGCAAUUCGAGUUACAUUACAAGCAUAGGAACGAAAAGCGUUCAUAACCAGAGGACUCCCUGUACUGUAUUUGAUUCAAAUCACACUUUUGGUUGACAAACAGCGAAAAUUAUUCUUUUUCAGGAUUUUCUUUACCCUGGAAAACAUUGGAUCCUAAUGUGACCUGGCAGCUCAACAAUAUUUGAGACGUUCAGUCUUUUAAUUCACAAUAAAUAAAGAUUAAUUACCAUUAAACAACAAAACAUGUUAGUUUCAUCCAUUCAUCUAUUAUUUUUUCAAUCCUGCUUGUCCUGCUUCAUUUGUUUUAUUUUCCAGAAGAGAUGGGCAGAUACCAACAAAACAUUGCCUGUGAUUUUAAUUUGUCUGCUGUAGCUAAUUACUCUGAGAUAAUUACAGGCAGCAAUUAGCUUGUGUUUUCCAGCUGUUUUUGUUGAUUUUAAUUUCAGUCUUUGGUGCUGCUGAGAUUAUGUAAUAAUAUAUGGAGACAAAAUGAAAAAAAAAAGUUAAAUAUUUUAAAAACCACAAACAUUUUAAACUAUGACAGAUAUAUAAUGUUGGGUUGGCUUGAAUGAAUAAGUCUUCUAAUGCUCCCUGUUUAUCUGCAAUUUCUACAAAUUUGCACAGCUCUCUAUUGAGAUAAUACAAGUAAUUUGCCAUUAUACAUGAUUAAUUUUACAUCCCAUUGAUAUCAAACCAUCCAGUUGUGUAUCUUAAUUGUGCAGAUCCUCUUUGUUUCAAAAUUCAAUGUUUCAGGUAAGAUAAAAUGCGGGAUUUUUUUUGCUGAUUAUUCUAAGUUUAAAACAUCUUGAAGCUCUUCAUUUGGCUCAUAUGUCCUCUGGCAUUGUGUAAAGCUGUGACUUUGUGUGUUGCAGGUGGUCAUUACGGAGGUGCAAGGUCUUAAGUCUUUGGCUCCAAACAGAAUUGUGUACUGCACUAUGGAGGUCGAAGGAGGGCACAAACUGCAGACAGACCAGGCUGAAGCUUCUAAACCCAUUUGGGGAACCCAGGGGGAUUUCACAACAACACAGCCCUUACCUGCUGUCAAAGUGAAGCUCUUCACCGAAAGCACCGGAGUGCUGGCCCUGGAGGAUAAAGAGCUUGGAAGGGUUGUCCUCCACCCAAGUCCGAACAGUUCCAAGCAGUCUGAGCUGCACAAAAUGUCAGUUUCUAAAGGCUGCCCAGACAUUGACCUCAAGAUCAAAUUGGCGAUCCGCAUGGAUAAACCCCAGAACAUGAAGCAUUGUGGGUACUUGUGGGCCAUUGGUAAAAAUGUAUGGAAAAGAUGGAAGAAACGAUUUUUUGUUCUAGUUCAGGUGAGUCAGUACACAUUUGCGAUGUGCAGCUACAGAGAAAAGAAGGCAGAGCCAGUAGAGUUGCUCCAACUGGAUGGCUACACUGUGGACUACACUGACCCUCAACCAGGCCAUGAUGGUGGUCGGACUUUCUUUAAUGCUGUGAAAGAGGGCGACACUGUAAUCUAUGCCAGUGACGAUGAGCAGGACCGGAUUCUAUGGGUACAGGCAAUGUACCGAGCGACCGGGCAGUCUCACAAGCCAAUUCCCCCCACCCAGGUCCAAAAACUGAACUCUCGAGGGGGUACAACACCACAGCUUGAUGCACCAAUAUCUCAGUUCUAUGCGGAUCGAGCCCAGAAGCAUGGCAUGGAUGAGUUUAUUUCGGCAAAUCCCUGUAAUUUUGACCAUGCCUCACUCUUUGAAUUAGUCCAGCGUCUCACUUUAGAUCACAGACUCAAUGACUCUUACUCCUGUUUGGGCUGGUUCAGUCCUGGUCAGGUUUUUGUCUUGGACGAGUACUGCGCUCGCUACGGAGUUCGAGGCUGUCAUCGCCACUUGUGUUACUUGGGUGACCUAUUGGAGAGGGCGGAGAAUGGAGCCAUGAUUGACCCAACGCUUUUACACUACAGCUUUGCCUUCUGUGCUUCCCACGUCCAUGGAAAUAGACCGGAUGGUAUUGGUACAGUAACUGUGGAGGAAAAGGAACGUUUUGAGGAGAUCAAAGAAAGGCUUCGUGUUCUAUUGGAAAACCAGAUUACACAUUUCCGAUACUGCUUUCCAUUUGGACGACCAGAAGGUGCACUGAAAGCAACACUAUCUUUGCUUGAAAGGGUUUUGAUGAAAGAUGUUGUGACCCCAGUUCCACAAGAAGAAGUCAAAGCUGUAAUCCGUAAGUGUCUGGAACAAGCAGCUCUGGUCAAUUACCAGCGCCUGUCAGAGUACGCUAAACUGGAAGAAAAUGUUGGCCGAUUAGUUACUCCUGCAAAAAAACUUGAGGACACCAUUCGCUUGGCUGAACUUGUAAUUGAGGUACUACAGCAGAAUGAGGAGCACCAUUCUGAGGCUUUUGCAUGGUGGUCAGACCUGAUGGUGGAGCAUGCCGAGACCUUCCUGUGUCUCUACUCUACUGACAUGGAUGCUGCUCUUGAGGUUCAGCCGCCUGACAGCUGGGACAGUUUCCCCCUCUUUCAACUACUUAACGACUUCCUGAGGCUAGACUACAACCUUUGCAAUGGAAAGUUCCACAAACACCUGCAAGACAUGUAUGCCCCCCUGGUGGUGCGUUAUGUGGACCUGAUGGAGUCCUCCAUUGCUCAAUCCAUUCACAGAGGCUUUGAAAGGGAAUCUUGGGAACCUGUCAACAAUGGCUCAGGGACAUCAGAGGAUCUCUUUUGGAAAUUGGAUGCUUUGCAGACCUUCAUCCGAGAUCUCCACUGGCCAGAGGAAGAGUUUGGGAAACACCUGGAAACCAGACUAAAACUAAUGUCCAGUGACAUGAUUGAAUCGUGUAUAAAAAGAACGCGCGCAGCAUUUGAAGGCAAGCUUCAAAGGAGCAGCCGGACUACAGACUUCAGAGUGCCCCAGUCUAUCUGCACCAUGUUUAAUGUUAUGGUAGAUGCCAAGGCCCAGUCUGCCAAGCUGUGUGCCAUGGACCUGGAUCAAGAGAGACAAUACCAUUCCCAAAUUGACAAUCUCAUUGAGGAAACUGUGAAGGAGAUGAUAACUCUGCUGGUAGCAAAGUUUGUGGUUAUUCUGGAGAGUGUUUUAUCAAAACUCUCCAGAUAUGAUGAGGGAACGCUCUUUUCUUCUUUCCUUUCUUUCACAGUGAAGGCUGCCUCAAAAUAUGUGGACGUACCUAAGCCCGGAAUGGAUGUGGCUGAUGGUUAUGUGACCUUUGUUCGACACUCCCAAGACAUGCUGCGGGAGAAAGUUAAUGAGGAAGUGUACACUGAAAGAUUGUUUGAUCAAUGGUACACUAGCACAAUGAACCUCAUUGGAACAUGGCUUACAGACCGCGUGGACCUGCAACUGCAUAUCUACCAGUUGAAAAUUCUCAUCAGAAUUAUUAAGAAAAAGUACCGUGACUUCCGCCUCCAAGGGGUUCUCGAUUCCACGUUAAACAGUAAGACGUACGAAACUGUUCGAAAUCGUCUGACCUUAGAAGAAGCCACUGCAUCAGUGAGGGAGGGAGGGAUGCAUGGCAUUUCGAUGAAGGACAGUGAUGAAGAGAGCAGCGAUAACUAAAUGAAGACAUCAAUGACGUCAAAGCGGAUCAGCAAUAUGCUGCCCAAGAACACACACAGCCUUCCCGAGGUCCAAACAUGUUGGCCCAACGUUUGACAUCACUUGCUCUGUGAGGUUUUUGUUCUCUGUUCCUGUAAAUUUAUUGUUUCUCAGAAAUAUUACAAAGGGAAAAUUCGUCUUGUGCUUGAAACACUUGCAGGAUAUACUGACUCAAGUCCUUGAGUAGGGUUAUGAUUGAAUUUACAACAGCAAAAUAUUAAUGAGCAAAAAAAAGUAGCAAAACUUAAAUGGUCACAGUAAACAGCAUGAGCUAAUUCAAUGCAAGAUGACCCGAGAAGACUACAUUUUUUAUGUUUAGGAGAAUUCAAGUAUUGUGUCACUGUCAAAUAUCAAAUCUGUUAUUGAAUUGUCACUUCUUAAUAUUUAACUCGCUUUACUGAAAAUGGCACUAAUAAAAAGAGGUACUACUGGUAAUAAUUUAACAUCAAGUAAGUAGAAAAUAUUGCUUUGAAUUGAUUUUGUUUAUUCAAUGUUUUGUGUCUCUAAACUUGAAAAUGUUUUCUUGCAAUAUGUUUUGACACUAGUUGAGUCUGAAUUAACAGCACCUCUGCUACUAGUUGGUGCUGAGUACUUUAAAACAUUUUGCCUUAAUUGCUUGAAGUAACAAUAUAUAAAGUCCACAAAACCAACUGGAUUCUUGAUAAACAACCACUUACUGUUUCUAUUCCAAGGCCAGAAACAUGCAAUUGGGGAAAUUGUAAUUUCUCUCUCCCUGACUAUCACAAAAGAACACCUUAAAGAUCAUCUUUAUUUGUUUUAUUAUUUUUAUUUUAUGUAGUGACAUGAAUACAAUCAAUGUUACUGGGUAAAAUAAAGAUGGGCAAAGAUUUUACUGUUAUGCUGGUAUAUAUAACAUGUCUUAUAAGGAAUAGUCCCUAUAAACAGAAAUGUCUCUUGUUCUUUGUUCUGUAUGUCGUACCAGGGCAGCACCGACUGCUGGAGAAAAAUUCCUUGUGUGUUUUUACACACUUGGUCAUUAAAUCUUAUUCUGAUUCUGAUAUAAAUAUUGUUCAUAUAAUUUGAUCAAUAACAGGCUAGACACUUGUAAAAAAAUAAAUACGAUUCUAAUUAAACCCCGGUUUUAUGUGAUUAAAUGUCUCCCAUGCACAAAUAGCCAUGCUAAAACCUCCUAUUUUCAAAAGAUUAUUGAUUAUCUAAAUUUUUAGAUAAUCUUAGAAAUCUUAGAAAGAAGGUUUUUAAAUUCACAUUUUUAGAUUGAAAUAUCAGGUUAUUCUUAUAAUCAUCACAGGCUACCGACAUACUGCUGUUACCUAACAAAUACAUUUGUGAGGUAUCACCAAAAUUAACUUUCACUUGAUACACGCCUGUGUUUAAUUUCAACCCUUUUUUUUUUGUAGUUCCUUUUGUGCAACAUUAUUUUGCACCCUUAUUUUCCAGAAUGACGGGAUACCUGUAGGGGAAAUUAUUUAAAAGGAUAAUGAGAAGUGGUGUCUUUCGGUAUUUUAACUUGUGUGAGUAUUACUUUCCUGUAAAAGUGCUGCAUGUAGUCGACAUUCACUUUUCCAAAUGUUCUUGCCACAAUAUGUGUCACAGAUUUGCAUUUGUCCCGCUUCAAUAUAAAGAGCAUUUGAAUAAAGGUGAA